AUGCGGGCUGUCGGUGCCCCGUGCUGGCGGCUGCUGCUGGCGCUGCUGGCCGUGCACCGGGCUGCAGGCAGCGCGGAGCUCGGUGCUCGGGAGGUUCCGGGGUGUGCAGCACGGGAGCAGUGGCAUCACCUCCGGGGCAGGCAGGGACGCGUCCCUGAGGCUGCCCCCACCACCCUGCCGUGCCCCCCAGGCGCCCGGCCCUGCAGCCCCAAGUACUUCGGCUACGAUGCCAUGGUCUGCGUCUGCAACUCCACGUACUGCGACACGCUGGACCCGCUGGUCCUGCCGGCCCCCGGCUCCUUCGUCAAGUACGAGAGCAGCAAGGCCGGCAAGCGGCUGGAGCGGAGCGAGGGGAAGUUCCAGCGCAGACUCUGCCCCUCAGAUGUUGUCCUCACGCUGGACACGACGCAGCGCUUCCAGAGGGUGAAGGGUUUUGGUGGCUCCAUCACCGACGCGGCCGCCAUCAACAUCUUAUCCCUGCCCGAAAGAGCACAGGAUCACCUGCUGCGCUCCUACUUCUCUGAGGAGGGGCUGGAGUACAACCUCAUCCGGCUCCCCAUGGCCAGCUGCGACUUCUCCCUCCAUGCCUACACCUACGACGAUGUCCCCUACGACUUCGAGCUCGCCCACUUCAGCCUGCGGGACGAGGACACCAAGCUGAAGAUCCCCCUCCUUCACCGAGCCUCGGCCAUGAGCAAGCGGCCGCUGUCGCUGUAUGCCAGCCCCUGGACCUCCCCGACGUGGCUGAAGACCAGCGAGUCCUACGUGGGGAAGGGGACGCUGAAGGGGCAGGCAGGGGACAAGUACCACAAGACCUGGGCCAACUACUUUGUACGAUUCCUGGAUGAAUACGCCAAGCACAAUGUGACCUUCUGGGCGGUGACAGCGGAGAACGAGCCCACGGCUGGGCUGAUCAACAACUACCCCUUCCAGUGCUUGGGUUUCACAGCUGAGCAGCAGCGGGACUUCAUCGCUCGGGACCUGGGCCCGGCGCUGGCCAACAGCUCCCACCGCCACGUCCAGCUCAUCAUCCUGGAUGACAACCGGCUCCACCUCCCGCACUGGGCCAGAGUGGUGCUGGAGGACGAGGGGGCAGCUCGCUACGUCCACGGCAUCGGCAUCCACUGGUACCUGGACUUCAUCGGUCCCAUCCAGGACACGGUGUUGCCCACUCAUGAGCUCUUCCCUGAUUACUUUAUCCUGGCCACGGAGGCGUGCAUUGGGGCCCAUUUCUGGGAGCGGGAUGUGAUUCUGGGCUGCUGGGAGCGGGGGAACCAGUAUAGCCACAGCAUCCUGACGAAUCUGAACCACUAUGUGGCCGGCUGGACUGACUGGAAUCUGGCUCUGGAUCUGGAGGGGGGCCCUAACUGGGUCAAGAACUACGUGGACAGCCCCAUCAUCGUGGACAGCAGUGAAGGCAUCUUCUACAAACAGCCCAUGUUCUACCACAUGGGCCACUUCAGUAAAUUCAUCCCUGAGGGCUCCCAGCGCGUGGGGCUCGUCGCCUCCAGAGAGUCCAAGAAGACAGCGCUGGAGUACACGGCUUUCCUGCGCCCCGACGGGGCUGUGGUUGUGGUGGUUCUGAACCGGUCCCCACAGGACAUCACCUUUGGGCUGGCGGACACCGUGGGCCUGGUGGCGGCCGUGGCUCCGGCCAACUCCAUCCAGACCUACCUGUGGCAGCGGCCGUGACGGGGCCGGACGCAGCUGGGCCGGACGCGCAGCCCCCGCCGCCCGCGGGCUCGGGCCGGGGGAAGCGUCCCCGGGGCCGUGGCAGAGCCAGACCGGCCCGGCCGGGGAUGCUGUGCGUGUGCAGGAGGGCCGGGGGCAGCGGUGCCCCUCAGGGUGGAGACCCCACCGGCUGUGGACGCUGUGUGCUGCUCUUCUGACAUUAAACACGGGUGCUGCCUUGAUGUCUGCGGCUGGAAGAGAAA
Lonchura striata (white-rumped munia) is the source of this 1934-nucleotide messenger RNA. The record is from RefSeq and is a predicted model, not a curated record. Lineage: Eukaryota; Metazoa; Chordata; Aves; Passeriformes; Estrildidae.